Messenger RNA from Balaenoptera ricei (Rice's whale), 2058 nucleotides. It is a transcript of the gene RNF212B, whose product is annotated as ring finger protein 212B. The transcript has 18 exons. NCBI's taxonomy places the organism in Eukaryota, Metazoa, Chordata, Mammalia, Artiodactyla, Balaenopteridae. Bases 862 to 1767 code for a protein of 301 amino acids. The record is from RefSeq and is a predicted model, not a curated record. Gene Ontology annotation, cellular component: synaptonemal complex. Gene Ontology annotation, molecular function: SUMO transferase activity. Gene Ontology annotation, biological process: reciprocal meiotic recombination; homologous chromosome pairing at meiosis; protein sumoylation.
UCAGGGCCACUCCGCCCCCUCCAGAACCAGUCUCGGGGCUGGCCUCCGGCUCGCUCCCACCUGGGUGGUUCUUUUCAGUGUUGUUUCGGUGCCUGGCUCCUUUUUCCAUGUUUCUCAGUAGGAUUUCAACCUCCGAAAGGUAUCUCUCUUUCUAAUGCAUAUGGGUGUAAAUAUAUUUAGAGAGAAAGCCUUUCAAAUGGAGACGUCCUUUUCCGUGAUGUGAUAAGGACCACUCCUACCCUCUUAAAAAAAAAAAAAAAAAAAAAGACCCAGGCAGAUAAAAGAGAAAAAUGAAAAUAUUCCUACUCUGCCUUGACACUUUCUUGUCACUCGUGCUUACAAACAAGAUUGGGAUUUAAACCAUUGACUCCCCUGAUUCUCUGGCCUUUGGACACGGACUGACUUACACCACCACCUUUCCUGAGCCUCCGGCCUGCAGACAGAAGAUCAUGGGACUUCCCAGCCUCCGUAUUAAUGUCACACAGCAUCCGGGGAUAGGGGAUCUUAGUUCCCUGACCAGGGAUGGAACCUGUGCGCCGGCUGUGGAAGUGCACAGUCCUAACCGCUGGACCGCCAGGGAAUUCAAUACUUGAACACUUUUUAAAAGGUAGAUUUUCCCGGACUUGUAAGAAAACGCACUCUUGCCUCUCGGCCCCGCCCACGCCUCGCGCAUGCUCUGGACCCCGCCCACUCCUGGGCCCCGCCCACGCCUGUCACACACCGUCGCGGGCCACGCCCAGACUCUUGCCUCUCGCCGGUGCCAGGCUUGCUGUGUAUUUUCCCGCCAUUUCCAGCUCUUCUUGAGAACUGAUUGAUUUCGGUGAGAUCCGAGGCCUUUUGGGAUCACUGCGGCCAAGCAGAAUGGAUUGGUUUCACUGCAACCGGUGUUUCCGAAAAGAUGGGGCCCAUUUCUUUGUCACCAGCUGUGGCCAUAUUUUCUGUAAAAAGUGUGUGACUCUGGAAAAAUGUGCUGUUUGUGGAACUGCCUGCAAGUAUCUGGCUCUUUCUGAUAAUCUGAAACCUCAGGAGAAGAUGUACUUCAAAAGCCCUGUGGAUACAGCUUUGCAGUAUUUUAGUCACAUCUCUCAGCAGGUGUGGAGUUUCCAGAAGAAGCAAACAGAUCUCCUCAUCGCCUUUUAUAAGCAUAGAAUUACCAAGUUAGAAGCUGCCAUGCAGGAGGCACAGCAAACGCUGACUAACCAGGACAAAGAGCUGUCAGUCUUAAGGAAAGAGAAUGGAGAACUGAAGAAAUUGCUUGCCAUCAUAAAGGAAUCUCCAAGUUGGUACCAAGGAAGCAGGUCAACCACACCUCGACCAGUGGGCAUUACUUCUCCAUCACAGUCAGUUACUCCACGACCCAGUUCUCAGCAUAGCAGCCAAGUGGUCAGUCGGUCCUCCUCAGUGGAAUCUGUCCCUUAUAGAGUGGCUGGCUUUAGUAACUUGGGACAGGGAGCCAGAGCGCUGCAGGGAAGGAGCACUCCAAGAGACUCUUUUACUGAAACCCCUUCACCAGCUUCCACUCACAGCCUAUCUUAUAGACCUUCAUCUGCCUCCUCCGGACAGGGGAUUUUUUCUUUCAGACCAUCCCUAAGUGGUGGGGAUUCAGGUCAAGCAGGAGUCCUCACCCCCAAUAAUUCAGGUCAGAGGGAGAGCAGAACCACACUAGAGGGUCUUCCUGGUUUCCAGCUACCAGCCCUACAGAAUCUCUACCAACAGAGGCAGAUGGGAUUAGCCAGGGGGAGAGAAGCAUGGAACACUCCCAGAUAGACCAUCUUCAAGAUCUGAUCUAUACAUACUGCUGAAGGACGGAUGGUAGCAUCUCAUACUCAUUUAGGUGUGAUGGCCUUGGAAAAUGUACCCCUACCUUGUUUCCUGGUUUCACUCUGUACCUUCUCUCUCUCAAUCUUAACCCUAUACACCCUGUAUUACUUCCUACGAAAAUGGUCAGGUCAGAGCUUCAGGAAGAUGUUUAUAUCUCUCCUACAAGAUACAGAUAGCUCCCUUAUUUCCUGCAACUUGAAACAAGGUUAUAAAAACAAUUCUUGGCAUCAUUGGGGG